Messenger RNA from Exaiptasia diaphana, 1314 nucleotides. RefSeq names its product retinol dehydrogenase 7-like. The transcript has 4 exons. Gene Ontology annotation, molecular function: oxidoreductase activity. The record is from RefSeq and is a predicted model, not a curated record. Lineage: Eukaryota; Metazoa; Cnidaria; Anthozoa; Actiniaria; Aiptasiidae. The coding region runs from base 68 to 1015 and encodes 315 amino acids.
CAGAUUUGGUUACGAAAGAAUUGAUUACAAGUAAAAAACAGUUUCAGGUAUCUUCMCUCUGUAUAUCAUGAACAGCAUCCAUUUUUGUGCGCUUAUCCUGACAUUCAUAUUAACACUUUUUGUGGCAUGGUAUUUUCUAAAAUGGUUGUUUCCAAAACCGCUAGUAAGCRAUUUCAAAAACAAGUUUGUCUUAAUCACUGGCUGCGACUCGGGAUUUGGAAGGAUGUCUGCUAUUCGCUUGGACAAGAUGGGAUUCCAUGUGAUUGGCACUUGUCUUACAAAAGAAGGCAAAGAAAACCUUGAAUCAGUUUGUAGUGAUCGUUUGGUUGGUAUGUUAAUGAACGUAACUGACUCCAAACAGAUUCAUGACGUCUUUGUCAAGGCGAAGGACAUUGUGGAUGAUAAAGGUAUAUGGGCAGUGGUGAACAAUGCCGGUUUCAUGACCGUUGGUCCAAUAGAAUGGUACAAAAUGGAAGACUUCAGAAAAAUGGCCGAUGUAAACCUUUSGGGGUUGAUAGAAGUGACCAAAACAUUUCUGCCAUUGGUGAAGAAGGCUCAAGGACGGAUUGUUAACUUUUCAAGCAUUUUAGGAUUAGUGGGYUGGAACAACAUGGCUCCCUACUGCAUUGCCAAAUAUGGUGUGGAAGCAUUCUCUGACACUUUGCGCCGUGAAAUGAAAAGAUGGAAAGUCAAAGUGUGCAUUAUUGAGCCACAGGGCUUUGAAACUCCACUACUGGAUGAAAUGUUUGAAAAGAAGUUAGAUCGUUUGUGGGAUGGUGUCAAUGAUGAAAUCAAAAAGGAGUAUCGCGAAAUCUUCACCAAAAUGCGCGAUGGCAGGGGAAGAGAGGCCUUAUCGAAAGGAAUCAGCCCUGAUGUCCAUCUCGUCAUUAACGCUGUUGUUGAUGCAGUAGCAAAUGUAGAUCCAUCGCCACGAUAUCUUGUCGGUCCGUUUGCAAAAUUUGUAGCUCUUAUUUCCCACUUGCCAACCGUUUUGCAAGAUAAAUGCGUCGGAUGAAUCUCUAUCUUAUUUGUUUAAUUUCAUCAAAAUAAUGUAGAUACUUAGGGAAGUAUCACAAUUCUUUAUCGAGUUGCACGCUGGUUUCAGCUGAGAUUCCAAACUGUUGCGCUAUUGAUCAUUUGGCAACAAAAGUCUCAAAGACUUGACCGUGACUUAUCAACUUAUACUUCAAAAACAAAUUUUCGUGAAAAAAAAGAAAUGAACCCCGAGAUCCCUUAWCGUGACGUUUUGUCCGAGCUAGAGCAAGAUUAGAAAGAAUUCUCUCUUAUAUAAGUGCAAUAAAAGGAAUAUAUGUU